Molecule: messenger RNA, 2109 nt
Organism: Rhizoctonia solani
Lineage: Eukaryota; Fungi; Basidiomycota; Agaricomycetes; Cantharellales; Ceratobasidiaceae
Product: DEAD/DEAH box helicase
Exons: 6
Coding region: 1-2109 (702 amino acids)
Molecular function (GO): nucleic acid binding; ATP binding
Source: RefSeq, a predicted model, not a curated record
AUGCUAUCUCGACAUUUGGCUGUCUCUCCUAUCCGGAAUAACUUGAUCCACACUUCGGCGUCCACGGCUGCUCGCCCGACAUAUGGACUUGGUAGGAAAGGCCAACGUUUCGUUCCCGCUCGUGCACGAUUGGCAGAACCUGACCAAACGCAUGCCAAGACCCAAAAGCCUCGCGAACGUGAGCGGCAGCGGCAAUUAAUCAUACCACUCCCCGAUUCAGAACACAGGGACAUCGACCCUGGUGAUAUUGAACCCCUGUCGCAAACAACCUCGAGUCGAUUUACGACUCCACCGCUUCUGCCUGGCAUAGUUUCGCAAAUUCAUGAACUUCUCGGAACCAAGGCCAAACCUACUCCUGUGCAAAAUAUUUCUCUGUCUCACUUUUUCCGUAACGACAAGACGACCGAUGCGAAUACGAAUGGGACUUUGCUGGCGGCCGAAACAGGGUCCGGCAAGAGUCUUGCGUAUCUCCUACCACUCGUCCAGGCUUUGAAAACUAGCGAAUCAUCCGCGAGGGAGCCCAGUGCUAGUGACUUGGCUUCUCCCAGAGCUCUCAUCCUCGUACCAACACAUGAAUUAGCCCGCCAAAUUAAAUCAACAUUGUCGCAUCUCACUCAUGCCCCUGACACCAAACUUCGGAGCAUAUGUGUCUCGACUGGUUCGGCUGAUUCACUAUCUGCUCGGGCUGCCCAGUCCAUGCCUUCCCCAUCUGAGGAAGGAGAAUUCCAGGUUUCCGCCUUGGAGCGAACUCGACGGGACCCUGAUGUAGUUGUUGGGACCCCAGCAAAGAUCCUCGACCUUGCUCGUCCAGGUGGAAGACACAGCGUCGGGCCAAUGCGACCUACUUACGAAGAUAGAGUAAGGAGAGAAUUUGAGCGAAACGUAAAAAUGGGGUAUGGGAAGGUGGAGUGGGUUGUCGUAGAUGAGGCGGAUGUAUUGUUUGAUCCUGAUUUUGCACUAUGGACCGAGGCAAUUCUGUCCGAUAUUCAAAAGCCAUACAACCUGAUUCUCACUACGGCAACGAUCUCCGCGCAUCUCUCCAAAUACCUCUCCGCACAUCAUCCUAGUUUAACUCGACUCACCACUCCCGACCUGCACCGCCUCCCUGCAUCAUUACAAACGGAAUACGUAGAAUGGGAUCGUAGGCCCGGGAAUCGAAAUCCUAUGAUUUUAAGAAAGCUGAGAGAUACUUGGGCGGAAGAGGCGAGGCAACAUCCGGGAUGGAAGGAAAAGAGCAAGGUCAUCAUAUUCUGCAACCGAUCCAAGAAAGUCGAGGAACUGGGCGAAUACUUAAAGAGAGAAGGAAUCAAAUGUGUCAGUCUGACGAGUGAGAGCGAGAAUAGACAACGAGGGAGCAACAAACACAUUUCCGCGUUCCUCAAGCCGUUUCCUGGUGCAAUCCGCAAAGGCGCAUCUAACUCUAGCUCUGAAGACUCGCUGGACGUACUAGUAACGACCUCCUUACUUUCACGAGGACUAGAUUUUACGCCCGCCGUUCGGUCGGUAUUCAUUGUGGAUGAGCCGAGGAACGAAGUGGAUUUCAUUCAUCGGGCUGGUAGAGUUGGACGGGCAGGAAGAGCAGGGCGGGUUGUCGUAUUUACUGAUGGAAAGAACAAAGGUGCUGUUCUUGGGAAGAGGGCUCAGGGUGGCGAGAAGAGAAACUCGGGCACAUAUGGCGUUACGGGCGUUGAUCACCUAUUAUCAAAGCGUGCGGCCAAUGUAUUUUCAUCUGAAGCUGCCAAAUGGUUCAUUGCGUCUGAGACGGACGCACAUCUUGAUGAAGUGGUGCACAGAACCGGCCAUACAAUUGAUGGGAUAUCCAACAAGUUCUUCCACCAACAAUUUAAUGGUAUCAGAGUGGCAAAUGCGGUUGCCAGCGUUGCUAUGAAGGGGAACAAAGUAAUCUUGUAUGGUGCAAAUUUUGUCAAAGCAAAGACUAUUGUGCCUGUUGCUACUCAUGUAUUACAGGAGAGCGCGGUCAAAGCUGCCAAAUUGGUCACUGGCGCAACUUACAACUUACACCCAAUCAAACUUCAGUACUUCAUCAAAGACAUGGAAGUGCACAAAGUCAAUUUAAUUGCUUUGCUAUACUUUGCAUCCACAAAUUGA